AUGGAGGAGCCAAUGGACACAACCACAAACCGGGCGGAGGAAUGGGACGAGGAAGAGGCCGAGUAUGAAGAGGACGAUGGGGACGACGACAUCGACAUGGAGGCAGCAGAGAUUGCCAGACGGCUAGGAGCGGAACUCUGGGCGGAUAUCAGCAAAGCGAACGCGGAGCGCAGUGCAGCAGCAACAACGACGCAAGGCGCCACGGCUACAACACUUGUCCACGCCUCCACCUCAGCGCAGGCUGGCGCUCCAGCUGGACAAGACGUGCAUAUAUCGUCUGCGAUGACUGGGCAUGAGCACAGGAAACAAGAAGCGAUAAUCGAAACCAUGAAAGCUGUACUUACCCUCGUGGAAAACGACCCACAGGCGAAGGCUGCACUGCUCUCUGCCGCUAUUCCAAAUGGCCCCAACGUCUUGGACCUCUUGCAACAAUGUACGGCUACUGGAACCAUCGCGAGAGGAAUCGCUGGACCUCUCAGUCAAAUCGUCUUGACUCUGGCUAGGUCUCAAGCCCUUUUUGGCAGCCUGAAGCAAUCAAAUGCGUCUGCCAUUCAGCUGGACAAAGGGAAGCGGAAGAGAGAAGAGCUCGACGAAGGCCAGCAUUUGUACCCUCACCCAUACAAGCGUCCAUACGUCCUAGAUAGCGAUCUUCAGCACCAGGUUGUCGAAGCCGUCAGGAUCAUAUCCCAAACUUUAGGUUCUUCUCCAACACAAGUGCUGGACCCAGCUCUGGUUUCCUCCAUUCGUCUUCAGCUGCACCAGGUCUUCCUGUUUGCCGUGACAUCUUCGACAGUCAGUGGUCCGAGCAUGCAUGCCCUGCAGGAAAUCAGCGGUCUCAUCCAAGUCGUGGGUGUGCUUAGUGGGAUCCAGAUAGGACACUCACCACCAGAAUCGACACCUCAACCCCCUUAUCCUCAAGGGCAUGGGUAUCCUUGGAACCCAUCCGCCAUGACGACCGACAUCGGAACGGCUGUCUAUCCGUGUCUGGUUGCUGGUUGCCAUAAGACCUUCUCUCGACUAUACGGUUUACGAGCGCACCAACGCAGCCACUCCUCCCACCGACCACACCGCUGCAGCAUAUGCCCUGCCUCGUUUGCCCGAAGCCAUGACUUGAAGAGACACAUUAAGCUUCACGAGAACAAGGCGUGGAGGUGUGAAGGUUGCCAGAAGAUCUUCUCCCGGCGGGAUGCCAUCAAGCGGCACAAGACAGGCACCAAAAAUCGAGGCCCAAGGAGCGAGCUGUGCCUCAUUGCGGAGGUCGUUGAGGUCGAGUUGGAUGGGGAGGAUGGGGAGGAACUCUUGCGGGAGGAGAGGAGGGCGAAACUGUGGAACGGCAUCGCAGUCAACGAGGCAGCUGGGAUUACCACCUUGACUGCUCGCGGCGCAUACAAGGAGUACAGCACCGUCGACGAAGGCGAGAUAAAUCCGGCGGUCAUUGCAAGCAUCCAGGCCUCGAUUCUCACUCUGCAUGGGCUCCUCCAGACACUGGUGGGGAAUGCCCUUGGCACAUCUGCCGGACAACCACCUACCGCGCCACCAGAUGCCACCGCAGGACAGGCCACGUUGGCCAGCGUCAUCGCUCGUGCCCAGUCACAAAGCCUUCCCUCCCUCAAGUUUAUUCCUUCGACAUACCCCGGCCAGACGCCCUCAGAUCCGUCACUCGCGAGCGAGCAGCCCGCAGACGCUCCAGCUGCAGAGAAAAAUUCUACGGAGCCUCAAACGGUCGGCGAGAACCCUGAGAAUCAUCAGCCAGCUGCAUCCUUAUCGAUGUACGGCCUGUCCGACGAGCAAGCGCACCUUCUCGAAAUAGCCAUUGCGAGUGCUGCAUCAGCUGCGCAGGCUCAGGCCGAGGCCGAGGCUGCACUGGAGGAAGAGGAGGAAGAGGACUACGACGAGGAUGGGUACGAUGACAGCGAGAUGGAGCAGGACAAGGAGGAGGCGCCAAGGCCCGAGGAAUAA
Cyclocybe aegerita is the source of this 1959-nucleotide messenger RNA. NCBI's taxonomy places the organism in Eukaryota, Fungi, Basidiomycota, Agaricomycetes, Agaricales, Hemipholiotaceae. The record is from the annotation of a GenBank genome assembly.